This is a messenger RNA of Argiope bruennichi, 863 nucleotides long. Its product is annotated as U14-lycotoxin-Ls1a-like. The transcript is spliced from 4 exons. Gene Ontology annotation, molecular function: peptidase inhibitor activity. Bases 64 to 333 code for a protein of 89 amino acids. NCBI's taxonomy places the organism in Eukaryota, Metazoa, Arthropoda, Arachnida, Araneae, Araneidae. Gene Ontology annotation, cellular component: extracellular region. The record is from RefSeq and is a predicted model, not a curated record.
GCGAUAUCAUCGUAAACGUAUGACUUCUUUCUUUCCUAAACUGAAUUCUUUGAUAUUUAAAGAAUGAAGACUGUGGCAAUUAUUUUCCUUGCUGUGUUGGUGGUGUCUGUUGUUCAAGCAGGUGUUGUCCAUUCGGAGAAUAGGCUGGGAGCAGAAAAACGAAACUAUUGGUGUCCGAACCCGUUACCUAUAAAGUGCAUCCGAAGGCAGGACAAGUGCUGCCUGGACUCCGACUGCGGGCUGGGAAAGGUGUGUUGCAACGAAAGCUGUGGCAACACUUGUCGGGAAGCAGUUAGCUAUCCGACAAGGGGAAGAGAGGCAGCAAUUUGUUGAGCAAAAUUUCUACUGUUUUAGAUUUUUUAUAAAUAAUAGCUUUGAUUAACUGUAUAGAUUAACAAUAUGUCUGAUUAACUGCAUAGAUAACUAAUAUUAUAUUUUUAAUUUAUUGCAUAGAUAAACAAUUUAUUCACUGUAUAGAUUAUUAAUAUGCUUGAUUAACUGCAUAGAUAAACAAUGCUUUUUUUUUAAAUUUAUCGCAUAGAUAAAGAAUACACUCGAUUCAUUAUAUUGAUAACAAUAUAUUUGAUUAACUGCAUAAAUAAACAAUGUUUUUUUAAUUUAUUGCAUAGAUAAACAAUUUUUUAAUAUAAAAAAAAAAUAAUACUUUUCAUGGCAGUCAAGGAAUUGAAAGAAAAAAAACCAUGUCAUUAAAUUCUUUCAGGUUUCGAGUAUAGAUAAACACCCCAUUUAAUCUGCUGCAUAUAUGAACAAAUUCUCUGAAUUAUACUGCUGAUUCUAGAAAUUAUUCUACUGAUGAAAAAUAUUGUAUAUUUAUUAUAUAAAUAAAAACUUUUAUAUUUUUA